GAUACGUCAGCAGUGCAGGCAUUUCGUCGUGCAGUGGUCGCCGACGAACGAUCAUUCACUCCUGAUCUGUUGGAUCAAGCCGACCAAGUCCUUCGCCGUGUAGUGGCCCCGGCGGAAUUGUGCGAAAAGUUCGCGGAAACAAUGACCCUGAUCAAGAAUGAAAAUGUUGUAAAAAUGGAAGACGACUUGGAUGUGGACGACGCACCGGACGAUUUUAUCGAUCCGAUCAUGGGUCACGUUAUGGAAGAUCCUGUCAAAUUGCCCACCUCCGGACACGUGGUCGAUCGGAAAACUAUAUAUCGUCAUCUAUUAAAUGACUCGACAGACCCCUUCAACCGGCAACCGCUUGCGAUGGCUCAGGUACAACCACAACCGGAGCUUCGUGCUGCCAUUCAGGCGUGGAUUGCCGAACGGCGUGCACAACACACUAAGCCAACUGUAUCAGACGCCGCAUUUGACCACUAA
Molecule: messenger RNA, 465 nt
Organism: Echinostoma caproni
Lineage: Eukaryota; Metazoa; Platyhelminthes; Trematoda; Plagiorchiida; Echinostomatidae
Source: the annotation of a GenBank genome assembly